This is a messenger RNA of Oenanthe melanoleuca, 1134 nucleotides long. RefSeq names its product neurofilament medium polypeptide-like. Bases 127 to 927 code for a protein of 266 amino acids. The transcript is spliced from 6 exons. NCBI's taxonomy places the organism in Eukaryota, Metazoa, Chordata, Aves, Passeriformes, Muscicapidae. The record is from RefSeq and is a predicted model, not a curated record.
CAGUCCUUGAGCACAACUGUUGCGGCAGCAGCGGCGGCGGCGGCGGCAGUGGUGCUGACAUUGGGACAGCGGUGGCAGCACAGCGGUGGCAGCAAGAGCUGCGGGACUGGCAGAGGGCAAGGCACCAUGGCCCUUGCUCUGCGCCUCUUCCUCCUGCUCCUCCUGGCAGUGGCCCUGCCUGCCAGGGCUGCCCAGGCAGCUCCGUGGCCAGCGCGGGGAGCAGAUGAGUGGGCUGAGAAUGUUGAUCCAGCAGCUUGGGUGGAUGAGAGUUUCGAUCAUUUGACAUUUCCUGAAGGUUCUCCUAGUUGGGACUACCCAGACGUAGGAGACAAGAAAUCGCUGGAGGCAUCUGAACUUCUGGACAAGAUGCUGAGCGACCUGGAGAGACGCCGUGCGAUGAAGCAAAAGAAUGUGCAGAUGCUGGCAUAUCCUAGAGGAAGCAAAGGCUCUGUGCCAACCCCUGAUGAAGGAAAGGAGGAGAUGGCAGGAAAAGGCUCAGGAGCAGGAGAAGCGCUUGGCAAGUCAGAUACAGAUGUCAAGAAUCCAUCGACCACCCCAAGAGUUUUCUGCCCCCAGGACGUGCGCAAGUCCUGCAUGAUAGGCACAGUAGUGACACUGUUCACUGUGCCACUUUCCAUGGUCCUGUGCUAUGUGGGCUUCCAGUGGUGGAAGGGAAGGAAACAUCGCCGUGCUGCAGCUCCUGCAUCCCGGAGAAGAAGGCGUGACUCUCCCUCACCCCCAGAGAGCCCAAGGACCACCUGGUUUGACAGCUCUCAGACACGGCCUCAGCCGCAGAAGCCGCCCAGGAAAGCAGAGCACCAGCCCUCUGUGCCUCCCCCACGGCCCCCCAGCUCAGCCGUGAAGCAGAAGCCCCCCGAGAUCCCCCCACCUCCUCCCCUGCCCAGCCAGCCGCCCUGGUCCCGCUAGGACUGAAACUGGACCAGCCACUCAGGACAUGGGCCACCAACAGCUUGGGGCAUCUGCUCUUCUCUGCAAAUAACAUGUGUUACCUAUGGGUAACACCCAGAGGCAGUUUUCAUACUGUUGUAUCUCCGUCAGGAAGAGCUUGUUAUAGAUAAAAACGAGGUUUAAGCUGAAUUAAAUAUGAUUAAAAUAAGGGAUAUUUAUUUUGCG